Piliocolobus tephrosceles (Ugandan red Colobus) is the source of this 3691-nucleotide messenger RNA. It is a transcript of the gene STARD10, whose product is annotated as StAR related lipid transfer domain containing 10. The transcript is spliced from 7 exons. Gene Ontology annotation, cellular component: intercellular canaliculus; membrane; microvillus. Bases 2643 to 3518 code for a protein of 291 amino acids. Lineage: Eukaryota; Metazoa; Chordata; Mammalia; Primates; Cercopithecidae. Gene Ontology annotation, molecular function: lipid binding. The record is from RefSeq and is a predicted model, not a curated record.
CAGAACGAGAGAGACCCUGUCUCAGAAAAACAAAAACAAACGAACAGCCCCUGCCGUCCCCCAAAAAAAGACAAACAGUAUCUUACACACAGGUGACCCCUGUGAAUACAGUCUCUGAGGAGUGAUGGAAAAGGAAGGCCUGUGAGAGGUGCAGACUGCUGCCCUCUAGAACACCAGGAUGCCUAAACAGUAGAAGGCAGUUUCAUUAGCGGUAUCAGUUUGCAAACUGAGAAGAGACACUCUCUUGCAUGUACCAAAGGUGCUCUCUCUUCGUAUAGGGAAAAGGCAGGCUGGUUUUUAUGAUUCAUAGGGUCUGUAUUUUCACAAUAAUCAUACAUAUUCAGCAGGUUUGGGGGAAAAGCUAUACAUAUUUAUGAGGGGAUAUGAGUGCAUGCGCAGUGGGUAAACACAUGUAACAUACAUUCCAUGUUCACUUUGGAAUGGGGUUUUUGCGUGAAAAUGAGGUGGAAUUUGGUUCUUUGCAUCAAAAGGUGAACUAUAGGACACAAACACAGUUUGCAUGCAGUCUCUGCGAGCUUGCUGAAACUGGCUUGAGGUCUGCAGUUGCUUAUCAGGAAAGAAUGUUUGUAAGAUCUGUUCUUACAAACAGAUCUUUACUGAUCUUUGUAAGAUCAGUGUUGUAGUGGUUUGAGUUGCAAAUCCCAGUAAAAAAAGAGUCUGAUAAUUUGCCUGAUAGCUCCUAUUGCUAGGGGUUUAGUAAGAGUGUGGUUUUUCUGGUAGCAGUAGAAAUGUAAAGUUGCCAUGCCAUCUGAGCCCUGAGGUAGGCAACGUUUGUUUCCUUAACCUUAACCUUAAGGUCCAUCGGAGUUGAUAAAAGGGCAUCUGGCCAGACCUGAUGGCUCAUGCCUGUAAUCCCAGCACUUCGGGAGGGUGAGGCGGGAGGCCAGCAGUUCUGGGGCCACUGUACUCCAGCCUGAGAGACAGAGAGAGACAUUGUCUCAAAAAAUAAAUAAAUAAAUAAAUAAAUAAGAUAAAGGGGCAUUUGUCUUGAUCGCUCAGAUCACACAACUAAUAAGUAGUAUUCUUUCUAAAAGCCGCAACAAUGCUAUUCCGCUCUUCUAAGAGCUACUGUGUAACUCCUGCCCAACUCAGACCCACAGGCCCAGGCUCAGAACACUUGGCUCCAUUGCUUAACUGUUUCCUUGCCAGCACGAACCCCCAAACUCCAUCUCCCAACAUGCCGCGGGCCCCCUUUCUGUCAGCCUGACUCUUGAGCUCCUGAGAAAUGUAGUUUUUCCAGCAGCCCAGCCCCAGAAAGGGCCUAGCUGUGAACUAUAGUUCCCAUGUGGCAAUGCGCGCGCCAUUCCGGUGGAAUUCACCGCGGUCUCCAGUUUGCCGUGAUGGAUGCCAGAACCUGCCUCUGGGGCUUGGUGAAGCGGUGACUGAGAUGCUGGAGUCCCCGGUGAGAAGGACGAUGCCGAGCGCGCCGUAUUUUCUCCUGCCUGUCCUCAGACCGCCGCCGCUGUUGGGCUGUGGAGACGUCUCAACCAAAGUGGAGCCGACAGAGGCCCCGGGAGCCGUGGUGACAGCGGCGACAACCACUAGGGAGCGCGAGGCAGAGGUUCCCCUAGUCCGCCCCUAGUCCGGGACCUCUAGGCGGGCCAGGCGAGAAGCGCACGCGCAAACGCGGGGCUUCGCAGCCUCUGUAAACACCAAAGAGCGCCUGCGCAAGCCGAGAGUCUCGGGAUCGACACGUGGGGGCGCCUUAGCGAAGAUAACCGUAAUAAAUAGUAACCUAACGGUCCAGUCAUCGUUCUGUGGUCCUUUCUUUUAUGAUUCACAAGGAAUGACCCUCUUCAUCGCCUCUCCUAAUCCAGUCCUCACGACAGCCCUUUUGCAAAUGGCACAACAGGUUAGAGGAAGUCAGGCAGAGUCCCAGCAUCAUAGAGGGUAAAAGGCCAGGGAAGGAUCAGGAUUCAAGGACUGCACCCAGGCUCUGCUUCCAGCUUGCUGUGUGACUGGGUAAUUUUGUUCCCUUAGGGACCUGAGCUUUCUCAUUUGUAAAUGAGAACAGGCUGUUGGGAGGAUCAAAUGAGAUCCAGGGGUGAAAACAGCUUAGUUACUUUCGGGAAUUUACCCACGCUGUAUAUAAAGGCAAAAUAUUAUUAUAGUCAGGUGAUUGUAGAUUGAGGAACCCAUUUCCUCAUUCUGCAGAUUGCAAACCUGAGGGCCCCAAGAGGGACAGGGGCUUGCCCCAGGUCUCAGCAGGCUGUGAGCAAGAGCUAAAGCCUAAUCCUCUUGCCCUUGGGCCUGAGCCCUUCCUUGUACCCCAGGGGCCAGUGUCUUUGUUGGAUACAGGCUUAGAUUGACUAACUGUACCCUGAGAACCUAGGGGAGUCCCUGUUCCCAAUUCUUCUUCUACCCCCACCUUGGCCUGAUGGAGGAAGACCCUGCUGUGUCGAGAUGACCAUAAGAGGCAGGAAGCUGAGGAGGAUCUGGAAAAUUCUGGAGGAAGAGGAGAAUGUUGCUGGAGCUGUACAGACCCUGCUUCUCAGGACAGUAGCCCAGGUCCCAGGAAGGUGGCGUCAGCAUCUGCAACCGCGUCGACGUUGUCGGAGCCUCCGCGGAGGACCCAGGAGAGCCGGACUAGGACUAGGGCCCUGGGCCUCCCCACACUCCCUAUGGAGAAGCCGGCGGCCUCCACAGAGCCCCAAGGGCCUCGGCCGGUCCUGGGCCGUGAGAGUGUCCAGGUGCCCGAUGACCAAGACUUUCAGAGCUUCCGGUCAGAGUGUGAGGCCGAGGUGGGCUGGAACCUGACCUACAGCAAGGCUGGGGUGUCUGUCUGGGUGCAGGCUGUGGAGAUGGAUCGGACGCUGCACAAGAUCAAGUGCCGGAUGGAGUGCCGUGAUGUGCCAGCCGAGACACUCUACGACGUCCUACACGACAUUGAGUACCGCAAGAAAUGGGACAGCAACGUCAUUGAGACUUUUGACAUCGCCCGCUUGACAGUCAACGCUGAUGUGGGCUAUUACUCCUGGAGGUGUCCUAAGCCCCUGAAGAACCGUGAUGUCAUCACCCUCCGCUCCUGGCUCCCCAUGGGCGCUGAUUACAUCAUUAUGAACUACUCAGUCAAACAUCCCAAAUACCCACCUCGGAAAGACUUGGUCCGAGCUGUGUCCAUCCAGACGGGCUACCUCAUCCAGAGCACGGGGCCUAAGAGCUGCGUCAUCACUUACCUGGCCCAGGUGGACCCCAAAGGCUCCUUACCCAAGUGGGUGGUGAAUAAAUCUUCUCAGUUCCUGGCUCCCAAGGCCAUGAAGAAGAUGUACAAGGCGUGCCUCAAGUACCCCGAGUGGAAGCAGAAGCACCUGCCUCACUUCAAGCCGUGGCUGCACCCGGAGCAGAGCCCGCUGCCGAGCCUGGCGCUGUCGGAGCUGUCGGUGCAGCAUGCGGACUCACUGGAGAACAUCGACGAGAGCGCGGUGGCCGAGAGCCGAGAGGAGCGGAUGGGCGGCGCGGGCGGCGAGGGCAGCGACGACGACACCUCGCUCACCUGAGCGCCGCACCGCUUCAGGGACGGAGACAGGACCGGGCGAGCCCUGGGGCGGCGGCGGCUACUCCUGCACUUUCUCCCCUCCCCCACCUGGCGCCUCCCAGUGGCACUGGGCCGGGCCCAGGCGGGCGCUGCAGCCUGGCUGGACACAGCCCCAAUAAAUGAUCCCCAGCCUCA